This is a messenger RNA of Schistocerca cancellata (South American locust), 1875 nucleotides long. RefSeq lists its product as uncharacterized. Bases 82 to 393 code for a protein of 103 amino acids. The transcript has 4 exons. The record is from RefSeq and is a predicted model, not a curated record. NCBI's taxonomy places the organism in Eukaryota, Metazoa, Arthropoda, Insecta, Orthoptera, Acrididae.
CCGGACCGACGCCGCCCCACACUCACCGACGCCGCCCCACAGCGUCCGCCCCCGCCGAUCUCGCAGACGACGCCUGGCACGAUGAAGCCAUCUCUUAGCAUUCUCAUCUCCACCGUGCUGCUGCUUGUGCUGUCAGGCACUGUCUCAUCUUACAACGAUGACAGGCCAAUCUACAAGUGGAGUCCACUGUGGUUCAACAGGUACUUCCGAACAGCCAGCAUGAUUAAAAGGGCUGACAUAGAAGAGCCACAGAUCGCAACUGAAUGUGUGACAACCGGAAGACGUUGCAGUUACUGGGGAAUGAGGCUACCCUGCUGUGGAACAGGAGCAUGUUUAAUGGGACACUGUGUUCCAUUACAGGACCAGUACCUUUUCCGACCAGAAGAAGAAUAAACCAUAAAAUCAGCAGAGGAUCAACACUUCACUGCAUCUUCUAAUUACUUGUUUUCAUUAUCUGAUAAGAAUAAGUAAUUCACUAUCAGUAUGAAACUUUCAUGUGCUGCCUAUAAUUCAUUCUAUAUGUCCAGAAUGAACUUGGAAAGUAGGAAAGAGGUACUGACAGAUUAAAGCUUUUAAUUUGGAUGACUCAGUUGGUAGUGCUUCAAGGAGAGCAGCUCAGUUCCAUUUCCUGUUCAGAACAAAAUUUUAGUAAGUAAGCAAGUUUUGAUUCUAAGUGUAUUUGUGAUAUUAUUGCAUGAAUGUUAUGGCUGAAAAAAUGUAUGUCUCGUGUGGCACUGUCAGUAUGUACUCAUAUUUCUUAUCUUAUACCAUUACGGAAAAUCCCAAAUGAAAGUUAAUAAACGCUCACUACAGAGACGAAGUGUUGGGCAGGCACAUUAAGUGACUGCUGCUCCAUUGCAGCAUGUUCUACCCCACCUGGACUUGACUGAAACUCAAAAAUUAAGUCUGGGCAAGUGCACAUUAUGACGAAGAAAAGAAGUUUUACAGUUGAACAGUGUUAAUCACCACUCUAAUAUGCUUGCCCACUUCUCAAUACUUCCUCUGUGUGCUCUGUCCUCAAACUAUUUUGUUCAGUCAUUGUAUCUUGCAUCUAAUCAGUUUCCUAACCAUUAUAAUUUCAGUAAAUGAUUUUAUUGUAUAAGACAACAUUUUAAGUCGAUUUUCCUUACAAAAUACCAACAAACAUUUUUAUUCAAAUACAAUCCAACCCACAAACAUAAAUAAAUUACUUAGACUGCCGAGUUUCACACAGAAGUUAUUUUUCAGUGGGUGGGAAAGCUCAAUUGCCUCAAUCCAGCAAACAGUCUGCUUUAUUCUCUAAAACGCAAAAAUAUUUACAAAUUGCACUGUUCAUAGGCAGUCACAAAUAACUUUAAAAUAAACAAAAUAUGAAGAUCAUUUACAAAAAUACAUUUUAAAAAAGAAUGUUUCACAAUAAACUUACAAAAAACAGUAUUUUAAAAGACCAUUAUCAGACAUCAUAGAAAAUUACAGACCUAGUUGACAAUGAUGGAUAAUUCAUAACAUUGUUAUCUUCACAGAAGUGAUGUUAAUUUUCACUGUGCAACUGCAAGUAUUUACAGCUGCUAUGAGCCCUCAGUUCUUGCUACAAUGGUUUAUAGCUUUUCUUGUCAGAUUUGUCAAUUACUUUGAUCAUGUGGGUCUGUGUUAGUUAUUAAACAAGAUACAAAAACAUAAAAUCACAUGUUUUAUUUAGUCCUCCUUACCCAAUAUACUAAUUGACAUUAAAAAUAAUAAAUUCAUAUUUCACAUUUAUAUCUCAGAGCUAGGUUCUACCUGAUAUAUUUCCACCUUUGCCAGAAAUGUAUAGAUGCACCAAUUUAUUCUAAUAAAAUGUCAAUUUACAUUGUAUUAUAAGCUAAAUGUCAAUAAAAUAUAUGUACAUGUCAUGAU